Messenger RNA from Pocillopora damicornis (cauliflower coral), 3705 nucleotides. Its product is annotated as forkhead-associated domain-containing protein 1. The record is from RefSeq and is a predicted model, not a curated record. NCBI's taxonomy places the organism in Eukaryota, Metazoa, Cnidaria, Anthozoa, Scleractinia, Pocilloporidae. Gene Ontology annotation, molecular function: protein binding.
UCUACUGAAAAUUUCUCAUAUUUUUCAGCUGGCGCGACAGAAGGCUGCUAAGGAUGUGGAAAAGGAGGCGCAGAAACUACAGCAGGAGCUUCAUGCUAAUAAAGCGAAACUUCAAAGUACGGAGAAGCAGUUAAAGGAGAGGAUAAAAACCAUCGCUGAUUUGGAGCACGAAUUAGAGAAAAUGAGAGAUCACCUUAGCAAUGGGCAACAGAGUGAUAAAGCAAUUCAACAAGAGCUGGAUCACGCCAAAGCACAGUGUCUUGACGCACAGAGAGCUGAAAAACUGCUCAAGGUUGACUUUCAUCAGUUGGAGAAAAGAUUUGAUCGUUUCCGGCGGAAAUUGAUAGAGUAUACAUUUAGCGGUGGAAUUCCGAGAACAGUUGAUCAUGAACUGGACGAUGAUGAACUACUUGAUCACGUUAGACAGUUGACUCAAGAGAAACUUUCCCUGGUGGAAGAGAUAAAGCAGUAUGCCAGCUCAGAAAGCGAGAAAGAAGCACAAGAUAAGGAUUUCAAGGAUUCUAUCGGAGAAAUGCGGAAACAUUUAGACGGCAUGGCGAAACGGUUGUGGAAAUCCGGUCGAUCAUGUAAUUCUCUGGAAGAAGAGCUUACCUUAGUCGAGGAACUAACAACGCAUGAUUCUCUUUCUUGGAUUAAGGAUUUCGUUUGUAAAAUGCUGUCCGAUGAGUGUGCUUGGCAACAGAAGGCGGAAGAAGCUUUGAAGAAUGCAGCAGAUGAUUGUGAUUCUGAAACCUCUGUUAGCGUAGAAGAUAUGUGUCGUCAACUGCGAGAUCAGAAGGAAGAAUGUCGAAAGUUCAAGGGAAAAAUUGCUGAAAUGGAAGAAACUCACCAAGAAGUGAUGAUUAAAUUACGAGAAGACAUGAAGAGAGAGGAAGAAAAACAUAUAUCAAGGGCAGUGGCUGAGGUCAGGUCAGAAGAAGACGAAAAACAACAUGAAAUGAUCCAGGAAUACAAACUAAAGGAACGGGAAAGAAUACAAGCAGCAGUAGAUGCAGAAAGGAGAAUCAUGGAAUCACAGCAUGGAAGCGUUACACAGUUACAACAGCUACUGAAUGAUCGUCAGAAAGAGUUGGAAAAUCACCGUGUUGCCUUAGCAACAACCAAAUCUCAAUAUGAACAAGCGAAAGAUGGAUUACAGAGAGCGAAAGAAACAGAGAAUCAUUUGCGAUCCCAGCUUCAAGAGCAAACCGCUGCGUACAAAGAACAGCUGGCUCGUGUUGAACGUGAAAAGGAGGAAUUAACAAAUUACAAAGAAGAAGAAGUUGCUUCUUUCAAGGAGCAAACUCGGCAACACGCUGUCACAAUCGUGGCAAUGGAAGAAAGAUUGUUGCGUCUGACGAUGCAGAAUCGACAGCUGGAGCAAGAGGCAAUGUAUGCCAAACAAAUGACUGGUAAGAGCCGACCAUCUUCUCCACGAAAAGAAGCCUCUCGACCCAGCUCUCCAAAGAAAGAACUAGCUAGUUCCUCCAGACCUCAGUCUCCAAGAAAAGAUCCAAAGCCACAGACAAGAUCAGUUGAGACGGAGACUGUGCCCCAGACUAGUGUAGAAGCCACACUUCAGUCUGAUGUCUAUAAAUUAGAGCAACUAGUUUUACUUCUUAGACGUGAAGCAGCACAAACAAAGAAAGAAGCAGAGAGCCAAGGAGAUGUCGUACAGGCUCUGAGGCGGGAUCUUGCAGGAGCUGCAGCACGCAUGUCAGACAUGGCUGGUGAACUAAGUGACAAACAAAAACAAAAACUUGAACAAUACGAGGAACGAAUUAAAGAGCAGGACAACGAGCUGGAGGAACAGAGAAAACAAUUAGUUCAGCUGUCUGCAUUAGUGGAUGAGCAGCAAAAAGAGAUCAAUUCAAGAGAGGAUAAACUCACUGAACAACAAAAGGCGUUAUUAAAGCAAAAGCGAGAUGCAACCAAGCAAGGAACUGAAUUAGUGCAGUACAAGGAAAAACUGGGAACACAGAUUGAAGAGCAAGAGAAGAAAUUACAAAUGAUGGAGAAAGAGAAUUUCAAGAUAAGUGAUUUACACGCUCAAGGUCUUCGGUGCCGAGGAGAACGACAUGAUCUGAUUAUAACUAGACAAAAGGAGGCUCUAGCGGACCUAAGAGAUCGAACAAAAACACUGGAACAACUGAAACCACCUCUUCCAAGCCAUGAGCAAGCUUUACAGCAGAUUGUUGCUCUCAAGAAGGAAGUCAGUGAACUUAGAGCGAAACUGGCUUCUCAAGAGGAAGAUUAUCACAAGAGUGAGGGUGAAAUGCAUGCUGAGCUACGUCUUCGUCGUGAGCAAGCUUCAGCCAGCUUGGCUGAGUCAGACGGAGAGAAAGGUGCUCAUAGACAAACUAAGGAAGCCUUGGAUCUCAGCGAGAAAACGUACCUUAAGCUGGCUCGUUCACUCGGAGCCCUUCUGGAGAUUGAUCCGGUCCCAGGCUGCCGCUCGAUGGCUCAUCUACCCGUGGAGGAACGAGAGAGAUUGGAACUUGAUAGGACAAAGGCCGUGGAGUUGAUGGUUUCUAAAAUCCAACAAAUGUACGAACGAAUGGAGCGAAAAAUCCAGUUGCUAGGGUCAUACGAGGACGACCUUGUCCAUCUUAGGGAUAGUGAGACUGUUGCUGGACAGAAGACGGCAGAGGCAUCAGGCUUGAAGAUGGAUGUUCGAAAUCGCCAAGAAGAAAUUUCUUAUUUGAGAGCGUCCAUGAGCAGACUAAGGGAAGAUUUGGAUCAACAGCGGAGGCUAAAUGUCUGUUUAAAGGAAAGAAAGAAAUUUGCGAUGGACAUGGAUGAAAGAGACACAAGGAAGUCGACGCACAGUUGCUAUGUAGACGAGCAUACGCGUUAUAAGGAAGAACUCAAAAAGAAAAAGGCUGCAGAGAAACUGAAAAGGAAAAAUUACGAAAUAGAAUCGUUGAAAAAGGAAUUGAUGUCCGCUGACCGAGAAUUGAACGAGACCGCUGUCAAGUUGCAACUGCUGGAGUCAACUCGGAAUUUGACAAGUGCUCGAAGCGCUCAGAGUGAGGACAGCGCUAUUUUGGACUAUGAUGAAUAACGAUCACACUAACUCUGAUACGACGUCAUGUUGUCCUGGUUCCAGUCGUAAAAUGCCUCCUCUAGAGCGAUUGAGGCAAUCCUGAAUAAAUUACUAAUUGCAGGAGACACUACGCGGGGUAUUGAAUGAUAUAACAUCUCGAAAUCUAAGCGCAAGACAAGUAGCUCGAGUGGCCAGUUGGUUUGUUUAUGGAUGGUGCUAUCGCCUGCAGGCGUACAAGCCUUACAGAGAAUAGAAUAAUCCUUAGAGACAUCACUCGCUAACGCAGGUCUGCCGCUUAUCCUAAGCGUUCCAAGAGCAGAAAUACUCAGCCACCCGGGCUAUAAGACAAGUUAUUGUGUGACACAGUCAUUAUUAAGAUAUCUGACCAAGAUUCUGCGAACCGGUAGACUUAGGUAAACAAACUUGAAUGUUAACAUUUUCGAACAAACAAACAACAAACAAGAAGAUAAACAAAAUUAACCAAGUUUAAUUAACAUCACUGUUUCCCUUUCCAAUGCGUCACGAUCAUGACAAAACCCACCUGACUGGAAAUUUUUAGAAACUAACUGGGACUUGCGAUGUAAAUACUUUCUAUAUUUACCUAUAAAUUCAUUCAUGGAAUGUCGUUAUUAAAAGCCUGUAAUUAAUAACAAUCAAAA